Messenger RNA from Bradysia coprophila, 3022 nucleotides. RefSeq names its product major facilitator superfamily domain-containing protein SP1173. Gene Ontology annotation, cellular component: membrane. Lineage: Eukaryota; Metazoa; Arthropoda; Insecta; Diptera; Sciaridae. The record is from RefSeq and is a predicted model, not a curated record.
UACCAACCAGUUGCUCUCCACGAUUCGCGCGAAUCACACGUACUUUGAUAUAAAUAUCGUCGUUCAUUUGAAAUCUUCGGCGAGGUGUGACGGUUAUUAUUAGGAGUAUUUUGGAUGUUAUUGCCCAGUGAAUUUAAAGUCAAAAAAAAAGUUUUGUGAAAGAAAUCUAAAUCAUUGGACUCAUUGGAAUUGUGUUUUUUUUCUCCUGUAUAAAUAAAUCACCGUCGUCAUCGUCAGAGUGUUUUUAAUUGAAAUAAAAUCAAUUUGUAACGCUAGAAGAGUACAACUACGAAAUUCAACAUGGAAACGAUACCCGACCGUUCAUCAAUAUGUUAAUGAUUAUGAGUGCAAAAAAGCCAAUAUAAAUUAGAGCGACAGAGGAACAUUACUGGUACUUUAGUUAUAGAAGAGAAGACCAAGAAACAAACUCGAUUAAUAGACGAAACAAAGAAAAUAAAAAUGGGGACGCAAGAAAAAACCGAAAGCUUAAUCUCACUGAAAUUGGUACUUUUCUUAUUCUACGGUGGAUUGGGAGCAUUAUAUUGUACCCUGACACCACACAUGGAACAAAUCGGACUGAACUAUGAAGAAUCUCGAUUAAUUUUAAUUUUCGCACCGCUGGUAUCCAUCGUUGGACCUUUAAUAGCAGGCCCAUUGGCCGAUCGAAUUGCGUCAAAGACUUUGUCCGGUAAAUAUUUGCGAAUUCUUGCAGCACUAGCACUCAUAUGCUCGGCAAUUAUGUAUUCGCUUCUGUUGAUCGUUCCACUGCUUGAACGAUCGCCGGCGAGACGUCCGUUGGUUAGUUUUGGUUGUGACUCGAGUGGAGCAAUAAUAUUCCAAGAACGAUGCACUGACGAGAAAACAUGCUUCCAUUGGAAGGACGAGAAACAGGGAUCGUUGAUUUUGACAAAUUGCUCGUACACUUGCCAAAAUCCCACACAAUUCGAAAAUCUUUACAAUCCAUGGACGAAAGGUUCGCCAAUACCACCGACUGAAACUUCAAAGGAACGCUCCGAUGAUUAUGGAGACUACGAAGAUAGUGCACAGAAUGAGUAUGCAACGUCGAAUGAACGUGGUAAAAGAGAAAUCGAACGAAUUUAUGUUGAGCCACCACAUUUAUGUACGAAAAUUGUGAAUGAAAACGGGGAUGAAGUGAUUAACAAAUGUCACGUUUACACUGAAGACUCGAAGGAAUUAAAGGUGCAAGCUACAUUGAGAAGUGCUACCAACCAGGAGAAUGACACACACAGCGCUGAAUGGUGCAAUUAUCCCUUGGAUGGUUGGAAGUGUAACAUACCCAAGCAACAGGCUUCGUGGAUGAAAUUGUACAUGAACAAUUCAAAAUGUAAACCAAUGGUCGAGUGUGAGGUGUUUGAUCCGUAUGAUAGUCCGGGAAGUGUAUUGGCCGAUAGUCAAUGUAUUAAGAUUGUCGGAGAUAUAGACGCAACACUCACUUCUUAUUUUGUCAUUCGAUUGUUGGCUGAAAUGUUUCCAACAGCCGCUGUAACACUUUUGAAUGCUGCAAUCAUUAUUGCGACUAGAGAAACUUCGACAGGCAGAGGCGAUGUUGGUCGUCAGCUCGCAUUCGGAAGUCUGGGAUGGGCAACUUUCCCCUUUAUUCUUGGAAUGUGUGGCAUUCAAGGAGAACUGCUUUGGCCCGUCGUAAUAUUCGCGGUAUCGAUGAUUCUAGCGGCUAUGAUUCUGAUUGUAGCACAAAGUAUGCCAGUGUCGCCUCCUGAGUGGUGGUGGCACACGAAAAGCGGAAUGUUGGCUAUUCCAAUGUCGGCUAUUCGUAAAUAUGGUCCAGAAAUCGCAGCCAUAACAGUUGUAGCCGUGGUGUUAGGUGUUUUUUGGAGUAUCAUUGAUAGUUACCAGAUGUGGAAGCUUACAGACUUACAUGUCAAAGAUUACGAAAAUGGCCACUACGCCUUAAAAUUCUCAUUCGCAGUUCUAGCUUUGCCAUCAAUUCUUCUACUCUGGAAUUCCGAACGACUCGUCGAUUACUGCGGACAUUCAAAUAUUCUAAUGGUUGCCUUCACGCUGUACGUUAUCCGCUACUACGGCCUGGCAUUGGUCGAAGAACCAUUAUGCACUCUAUUCUUCAAUGCUCUGGAACCGAUAACUCUGAGCAUCUCCUGGGUAACACUCAUGCUAUACAUGCGUCACUUGAUGCCACGCCGUCUCACAGCAACGGGUCAAGCAAUUCCAGUGAUUGCAUUCUUUGGCGUUGGUAAAAGUCUUGGCGCGAUCAUCGGUUAUGUUGAUACGAACAAUGUGGCUGGUUCAUUCCAAUCGUUGUACGUUUCGUGUAGUAUUGCUGCCGCUGUUGUAGCUGCUCUGUAUUUCUUGUUGUACCAUUUCUGUUUGGCUCCUCGAUGUGCAGCACAACCGCAACCACCGCCAACACCAUCAGAAUUACAGGGUCAUGUAAAUGGAGGACACAAUGGCAAUAGCAACGGUAACUAUUCGCCGUUGCGAGUCUAUCACAAUGGAAUGUCGCGAAAAGGUCAAUUCAGAUAUUAAAUAUUUUACUGCACUUUACAAAUUCAACGCAAGUGUUCAAAGCAUAAAGAAUUUUCUUUAGUCAUCAGUCAUCAAACUUUAUUACCUUUUAAAAGAAGAAGAAAAUUUUUUUAGGAGAAACUAAUUUUCUUAAAAAAAACGAGAGAGAAUCGUCACAACUAAAAUUUACGCUGUGUUCGUAACUAUUAACCGAUUAAGUUGAUUUAUUAUUUUUUGUUGAAAAAGUUUCGUCGAUUUUUUUAUGAGUGCGCUUUAUUAAGUUAACAAAAAUUGAUUUUUUUUUACUCAACGUUUUUUUUUUUCAAUUUUAAAAUUAAGUGUAAACGAGAACGUUAAAAACGUUAGAAAACUUGUCAUUGGAUGAUUCCUCUGCGAUUUAUUUGCUCUUUUUUAUUUUUUAUUUUUUUGUCGUUUUUGUUUAGGGACAUUUUGAUAUUAGAUUUAUUAAUGUGCAAACAUAUGCUUAUAAUGGUAGCUACUAUAUACUGUGAAUGUUUAA